Molecule: messenger RNA, 725 nt
Organism: Westerdykella ornata
Lineage: Eukaryota; Fungi; Ascomycota; Dothideomycetes; Pleosporales; Sporormiaceae
Exons: 1
Coding region: 169-711 (180 amino acids)
Source: RefSeq, a predicted model, not a curated record
CAGUCGCACGCGAGAGGAUGCAGUGGACUCAACAGGUUCGACUUCCCUUCACUCUCGAGGCCUAACAUCCGCCAUUAAUUGGAUCUGCUCCCUUUCAGUCCCUAUUUCCCCGGUCCUUCAUCCUCCCUCAGUCCCUCAUCUGCGGAGCUAUCAAUAUCCUCACCCAAAAUGUUGCCGAAGUCAUCUCUUAUCCUGGCCCUCCUCCCAUCGCUCAUCACGGCCUUGAACAUCCGCAGCGAGCCCAACCGCGUUAUCACUGGCGACCCUGUUUUGGCCAAGCGUGAGCCCGCCACCGUCGUCUCUAUUCCGAACGGUCAAUUCUCAGCCGUUCCGGGACCCAAUGGCGACGACAUGUCAGUCGCGUCGGAAUGCGUCCCGAGCACAUGCCCGUACAACAGCGCCGCUGUCGACCUGCGGAACUGGCAAGGGGCCUACACGCUGCAUGUGAACGACUGUGGGGAAUGCUUCUACAUUCCUACGUCUUCGGCUGGAUGUCUGGACUUUUCCUCGUGCGGCAGGCCGCAGGCCAUUUGCUUCGAUCCAUCGCAGGGGAGGAUGCAUAGGAUUUGGAAGGAUGCGAAUGUCAAGAAAUGUUACCGUGUGGAGACCUUCCAGCACUCGCUGACUUGCGCGACCCCGGAUCAUGGGCAGACGAUUAGGAUUGAAGAGACUGUUACGUCGCCGGUGGAGGAGGUGGGUUGCACCUGGUAGGCGGAGAAUGGGUG